AUGUUGAUACACCCCAUACCUUCUUUACCGUGGAGCAAAGUAGCCACAGAUUUGUUUGAAUUGGAUGGAUUUCACUACUUAAUCAUGGUGGACUACUAUUCCAACUUCAUUGAAGUGGCAUCACUGAAACGUGAUACAACUUCACAGAACGUUAUCAAGCACCUGAAAGAGAACAUUGCGAGAUAUGGUAUUAUAGACAUGUUAAUCAGUGAUAAUGGUCCACAAUACACAGGUGCCGAAUUCAAGUCUUUUGUCGCGAGUUAUGGAAUUGAGCAUAUAACCUCGUCACCUUUGUAUUCGCAAUCUAACGGUCUUGCCGAAAAAGCUGUACAGACAGUGAAGAACCUAUUCAAGAAAUGCAGUGAAUCUGGAGAUGAUGUGUAUUUGAGUCUAUUGGAUCUCAGGAACACACCUCGAGAUGAGCAGAUUGGAUCACCUAUGCAGAGACUAAUGGGUCGACGUGCGAAGACUCAGUUACCUAUGAGUGACAAUCUUCGGAAACCAACAACAAUUCAGUCAGAAGUUGUGUCAUCCAAGCUAAUGGAUUAUCAUCAGAAGCAGAAACAUUACUAUGAUCGUGGAGCAAAAGAGCGCGAACAAUGUCAACCUGGAGACACUGUUCGUAUACAGUCGCCAGAAGGUUGGAAGCCUGCUGAGUUCGUGGAACAUACUGACAAACCUCGCUCGCACAUUGUUAAAGCAGGAAGUGGCAGAGUGUAUAGAAGAAACAAUCGCAUGCUCCUCAAAACCAAGGAAGAACAACACGUAAUCUCGUCUGGCGAGUAUGUGAUGCCGCCAAUUGUGAAUUCAAGGAAUACACCUGUGUUAGCGCGUCGUGAACCGUAA
Molecule: messenger RNA, 846 nt
Organism: Ostrea edulis (European flat oyster)
Lineage: Eukaryota; Metazoa; Mollusca; Bivalvia; Ostreida; Ostreidae
Exons: 1
Coding region: 1-846 (281 amino acids)
Biological process (GO): DNA integration
Molecular function (GO): nucleic acid binding
Source: RefSeq, a predicted model, not a curated record